Molecule: messenger RNA, 861 nt
Organism: Naegleria lovaniensis
Lineage: Eukaryota; Heterolobosea; Eutetramitea; Acrasida; Naegleriidae
Exons: 1
Coding region: 1-861 (286 amino acids)
Molecular function (GO): catalytic activity
Source: RefSeq, a predicted model, not a curated record
AUGCUCGAGUUGAUUCUGGAAAACCCAGAAACAACACACGAUUUGGCUAUCUAUGAAUUUAACGAACAUUCAAGCGAGAAUAAACUCGUUGAAAAGUUAAUCAUUUUUUGUCACGGAGCUGGAGGAAGAGCUGGUCAAUUUGAAAAUGUUUGUUCACUAUUAUCGGAACAGCAUAAAGAUUGGCAUUUGAUUGCUCUCGAUCAAAUCGGUCAUGGAAAAAGUUUUUCUUCUGACAAGACCUAUGACAAGGCCGAUUUUAAAUUUGAAAAAUUGUACUCAAAUUUAGAAUUUGUAGUCAACCAUUAUAGAAACAAAUACGAGCAAAAUGGUCACACGGUGGAGCUCAUUAUCGUGGGUCAUUCGGUGGGCAGUGGUUUAUCCAUGAAAUUUGUUUCCAAACAUACGGACAUUGUCAAGAAAUUGAUUUUAUUAGGAACGAAAGAAGAUGCUCCAGGUCAAUCGCCUGUGUGGAUAUUGCCAGUUUUUGCUUUGGAUAUGUUGAGAGGAGUGUUUAGUGCAAAUUUUAAAAAGCUGGCCUAUCACGAGUCAACCAGUGACGAAAUUAUUGAGAAAGAAUCAGAGAGUACCAAAAAUAAUUCCAUGUUCAUGAUGAAGAGCAUUUGCACGCAAUUACAAUGGCCAACGCAUGAUGAAAUUGCAUCCAUUAAAAUACCAACCUUGGUAAUUGCUGGCGAAACCGAUGGUUUGACACCGCCCGAAAAGGGAAAGUUGGUACAUGAGCUUAUUGAGGGCAGUCAAUUUGUGGUGCUGGAAAAGACGUCACACAACAUGAUGAUUGAAAAACCUGCCCUAGUGGCUGAUGCUAUUGAAAAAUUUUUAACAUGUGAGGAAGAUUUGUGA